CCCACUGCUGUUUUCCAUGCAGCCUCAUCGGACGUUGAGAGCGAUGGUGAAAGUGAAGGUCGCGCCCGACGUUUCAAGGCGCGUAGUAGAUCGAGAUGGCUCAAUCGCCAGGCUUCUGACAGGGACGACGAGCCUCGCCCUCGCAGUAUUGACAGGGAUCGAAUCAUAAUCAACCCCAUUGUAUAUGAAGAUGCUGAAAAGGAGGACUAUCGCAUCUAUCGGCCCAUGAGCCCUGUCUUGGAAGACGUCGAUACAUUUGACGAUUUCAAGUUUACAUUCCCGACAGAGGAGCCGUCCAAGGACACAGAGCUGUCAGAUCUGGAGACACCGACAACCGAGAGUGAAUCUAUGCAGAAGCCUGAUCGCCCGCUUUCCAACAUUUUGACUGCCCCUGGGAUAUAUUCGUCUACAUACUCAGGGACGGCAGAACUAGGAGCUCAACAUGAUGUGAAUUUGACGAUCUUGUACGAUCCCAAGGGUCAAAAGCAGCCUUUAUUUCGGUGGUUACAUGUUCGUCAGGAUGUGAUGAAUUUUGACGCUUUCUGGGUCGAGGUGUCGCGCCAUGUCCAUUUCCCGGAUACUGAAAGGGCUGCCGUUGCUAAUCUGCGAGCCGAAGUGAAGCGGCAAUGUGUCAAGACUCGAUACGAUCCCCAAGGUGCAAAGGUGGGUUAUAUGGAGCCCAAGUGUAUCCAGGUUCCAAUUCAGUCUACUGGCAAAAAGCCAUCUGAAAGCUCGCAUGCAGUUAAAUGGAUCUGCGUCCCGUAUUUCUCUCUACAUCAAUACUCUGAAUCCCCGUCGACUUCAAACCCUGCAAUUUUUCCUGAUCAAACUCUGCUCCAAUCGCAAUACUCGCGGAGCGGAAAGGAGCGAGACAUGCAACAGGCAGUCUGUCAACUUGGGCAAGUUCAACGAGGGGAUUGCUUUCACAUCUCUCAGCUGUGGUGUUUAAUUGUUGGAAACAGCGUCCUCAUUACGUGUAGUACAAGGGAGCGCUCCGAUUUACAAGGAGCAUCCCUGAGGGUCAAUACUGAGCCUAGCCAAGCAGGCGCAUCGGGCAAGAUCCUCGUAUCAUAUGGAGGGGCAGUGAUGUGGUCGUUAACGACAAAGGAAUGCCCUACGUGGUUUACCUUCAUUGCGCACUUUCGUGCUUUUUGGCCCCGUUGUCUGGAAUUUUGGCACAAGGAUCGCCUAAUAUCAGCAAAAAAUUGGGAGAAAGUGUUAAGACUGGCUGAGGGGCGACAGGGCGAUGUAAAGCUGAGGCUGAAGAUGGCAGACUCCCCCGAGUCACCACGAGUAUUCCUAAAACCAAAUACUUCGGCCAAGACAACACCUACAAAGUGCCCUGAGCAGGCAGAGGAUCUGCCAGAGUAUCUACAUGUUUUCACGCUCUUGCCAAAAAGUGCAGAAUCGUCUGGCGACACCAUUCUUGCAGAGCUCCACGAACAGCUGUCAGCAGCUGAGAAAUUUCUAACAGAGCAAACGUCCUACUCGGCACAGCGAGGGUAUAAACGAUGCGGACUCAUGGCCAGAGACGGGGUGAACGAGUAUCUCACGAACCUAGCACCGCGCAUCGAUGAGAAGUCAAACGAUACUCUCCGCCUCUUAUACGAGGAAAGAAUCGACGUCUUCAAUAUGGCAGACAUGUUAUUCCAACUCUUCUUCCCCCUCACGUUCCAUGGCCCUACAACGGGCAAAUAUUGGGGGGCUCUUAACAAGCUGAUAAAGGCAAGACCAGAUUCUCUCGACAUCAUGAAUAUGCCUGAACUAGAUGGAGGCAAAGAUGCAAUUUCAACUCCCCUUGCAGAGGUCAAAAACGCUUUGUGGCAGUUGACGCGAGACAUUCAAUCGUUUCAAAGUAUCAUGUCGUUUGCAGGGAAAGAGGAUCGGGCAACUAUCGAAUUACCCCGUGAGCUUGUGACUGCAUGGCUUCAUAUCGUUUUCGGCUUGAUAUACAGCAGUCAUACGGUGGACUGGUUCAAUCAUAUGACAAGAGCCAGAUCUCUGAUGAAAGACGGGAUGCAAAAAAUGAUUCAAGGCAUCUCUAGCCAAAAUCUGCUGGAAAAGGCCGUGAUGCUGCCAACAGAAAUAAUGUCACUCAUCACGCUGAAUCUCUUUCAGGAUGAUGUAGGGAAAUACGACAAUAUCUGCGACACAUAUUCACUCUAUCUAAAUUCUCUGGACACCGACAUCACUACAAAACAUUCCGACCGGACGUACCAGCAUCGUCUCGAUUUGGUGAAACAGGAAAUGACUGCUAUCAAACGGAAUCUGGCAAGGCAACGAAGUAUUAUCGCCAUGCUCAGAAACAAAACCAGCUUUACGGAUGGUAAUUUUAUGGUGCGAUACGGAGAAGAGAUGCCGACACAUAUGAGGAGACUAAGAGACUGGGAAACUGGGAACCGAUCAGAGCAUGCUAGGCCGAGAGGUUAUACUCCUGGACAUCGAUACUAUGGGGUCGCCGAAGAUCGAACUAUUGAACCAGGCAUAUACGACCAAGCUCAAUUCUUGACUGACCUCGAUGCGGCCUCUAAGCUCUCUGCUACUGACGCAGGCGGGUUUCGAAGCCUCUUUCUUGCGGACUGCGCAAAUCUUGUUGAGCAACGAGAGUAUGAAUUUCGACGAAAUACCGAAUAUGCCGAGGAUCUAGAGCGAGAAACCACUUAUAAGAUGGAAUGGACCAAGGAUAGACAGGAAAAUGCCAUCUACGCAUUCACCCUUGUCACCAUCAUAUUCCUUCCACUGAGCGCGAUAUCGAGCAUUUUUGGCAUGAACACAAACGAUAUUCGAAACAUGGACUUUGACCAGUGGCUAUAUUGGGCGAUUGCCUUGCCUGUGACGAUUUUGAUGAUUUUCAUCGCACUCUGGUGGAUGGAUGAGCUGGGCAACGCGACUGACUGGCUUUUCGGUGGACGCAAACGGUCCUCGGGGUAUGGGAAAUCAUCACUUUCGGGG
Messenger RNA from Trichoderma atroviride IMI 206040, 2952 nucleotides. The record is from RefSeq and is a predicted model, not a curated record. Lineage: Eukaryota; Fungi; Ascomycota; Sordariomycetes; Hypocreales; Hypocreaceae.